Molecule: messenger RNA, 852 nt
Organism: Cercospora beticola
Lineage: Eukaryota; Fungi; Ascomycota; Dothideomycetes; Mycosphaerellales; Mycosphaerellaceae
Molecular function (GO): oxidoreductase activity
Source: RefSeq, a predicted model, not a curated record
AUGUCGUUCCCGGAUACAGACCAGCAUCCUACCACACGAGAUCUUUACACCGCUAUUGGAUAUACCCGAGUGUUGAGUGAAGCCGACGAAGACUUUCUCGUCUUCUCCGAUGAGCUCGACAAACAGCGAUUCCCUUUCGAUCCACGCCAGGCUAUGGUCUAUGAUGUCGCCGGGAAUGAGUCGCAUUUCUCGCUUGACAGAUGCGGUUUCCAAUGGUACAAGCAUCUCAGCAGCAUGGCUGCUGAGCAAGACUUCGAAGACGAGCUCAAGAUUGAAACGAUCUAUAUCCCUGAGAUGGAGAAGUUCCUUCGUGAGGUGUUGAAGGCCUCGCAUGUUACCAUCUUCAAUCACUUCGUCCGCAGGGAAGGCUGCCACCCAGGUCCGGUUCCUGAAUUCCAUCUUGACAGCUCGAUAGCAUUCGCUCAGACGCUCGCCCAAUACUACAAAACGACCCGCCGUCUCUCGCAUAUGAACGUGCGCGAGAUGCACGUCAACGUAUGGCGGCCACUCCGACCAGUAUUGAACUCACACCUCGCACUUCUCGAUGCCUGCACUCUGGUACCGGACGUCGACGAGAUUCCUCUCACAUUCGUGUCGCAGAACCCGCGCAACCCACGACGCUCCACGCAUUAUCUUCGCUAUAGCCCAUGGCAUCGCUUCUUUUAUCGCUCUGAGAUGGGUACAGAAGAUGUCAUCAUCUUCAAGACUUUCGACAGCAAAGUUGAUGGGAGAGCGAGACGAGUCGCUCACGGCUCUGUGAAGGACCCACAAGUACCCGAGAAUUUGUGUCCUGGACGAGCGAGUAUUGAGCUCCGAGCAAUGGUGUUCUUUGAAGGUGAAAGCAGGGAGUGA